AUGUUCAAACCUCCAAAGUGGCUUUGGUUUUUAGAUAUUACAAUUGGGAUCACAUUCAUUUCUGGCAUUUCUUCUUUUUUUGUAUGGCGACGUUCUGAGAAUUUUCGAAGAGAAACUUUUUCACGCGUGCCUCUAAUUUCUGAUUAUUUUUAUCACGCAGAAGAUGUAAUUAGUGGACAACUUAAAGGCACUCGUAUGAAACGUAAAGAUUAUAGUAAUUGGUUUCCUGAGCAAGAUAACAGAGAGUGA
Messenger RNA from Thelazia callipaeda (thelaziosis nematode), 249 nucleotides. Lineage: Eukaryota; Metazoa; Nematoda; Chromadorea; Rhabditida; Thelaziidae. The record is from the annotation of a GenBank genome assembly.